Molecule: messenger RNA, 1431 nt
Organism: Tauraco erythrolophus (red-crested turaco)
Lineage: Eukaryota; Metazoa; Chordata; Aves; Musophagiformes; Musophagidae
Source: RefSeq, a predicted model, not a curated record
UUGUUAUCUGAUGAUGUCACACAUUAUGUUGUCCCUGACUGCAAGGUUGUUCAAGAUUACCUUGAGAUUCUUGAGUUUCCGGAGCUGAAAGGUGUUAUUUUCAUGCAAACGGCAUGUCAAGCUGUGCAGCAUCAAAAAGGACGCAGACAGUACAACAAGUUGCGAAAUCUAGUAAAGGAUGCCCGUCAUGACUGUGUUGUGUUUGCUAAUGAAUUCCACCAGCAUUCGUACUUGCCAAGGCAGAAGGGGGAAUCCAUGGAGAAAUGGCAGACCAGGAGUAUUUACAAUGCAGCAGUCUGGUAUUAUAAUCACUGCUUGGGUCAGAUGCCAGUUGUUAUGGUAACAGAAGAUGAAGAUGCUAUCAGGCAGUACGGAAAUGAAACAGAAGGAGUGUUUGUGAUUUCCUUCAAGAAUUACUUGGAUAACUUCUGGCCUGACUUAAAGGCUGCCCAUGAACUCUUUGGGUCUAUACUUCAAGCUCGGCGUGAGCGGGAGAGUGAAAGCCAAGAAAACAAUGGAAAAGAAUAUCCUGAGCACUUACCUGUGGAAAUAUUGGAGGCUGGGAUCAAAUCUGGAAGAUAUGUACAGGGUACGCUGAGUGUCAAUAAGCACAGAGCACAACUGGAAGCUUUUGUUCGACUCCAGGGAUUUGGCAGCAAAGAGACAGAACUUCAAAGCGACAUCCUUAUUUAUGGGGCCCGAGCUCGAAAUCGCGCAAUCCACGGCGAUGUGGUGGCUGUUGAGGUUCUGCCUUUGCAAGAAUGGAAAGGAAGGACCGUCGCCCUCUGUGAAAAUGAGACAGAGGAUAAAGCACCCGCAGACACCACUGGCGACCCUAUGCCCACGGGUAAAGUUGUUGGAAUCAUUCAGAAGAACUGGAGGGAUUAUGUGGUCACUUUCCCCUCGAAAGAAGAGAACCAGUCCCAGGGCAGAAACACUCAGAAAGUCCUUGUUACACCUUGGGACUUCCGAAUUCCCAAAAUCCGGAUCAGUACCCAGCAAGCUGAAGCAUUACAGGAGUAUAGAGUUGUUGUGCGCAUUGAUUCUUGGGAAUCAACUUCUCUGUAUCCAAAUGGGCACUUUGUGAGAGUUCUAGGAAGAAUUGGAGAUCUGGAGGGGGAAAUUGCAGCUAUUCUGGUGGAGAACAGCAUCUGUGUUGCCCCUUUCUCAGAAAUCCAGAUGAGUGAAAUGCCCGUAAGUUCUUCAAAGAAUCCAUGGAAAGUGAAUCCAGAGGAGGAAGAAAAACGUCUGGACUUGAGAGAUACGCACUUGAUAUUCAGCAUUGACCCAAAAGGCUGCGAGGAUGUGGAUGACGCGCUCUCCGUUCGGACUCUGCCGAAUGGGAACCUAGAGUUGGGUGUCCACAUUGCAGAUGUAACUCAUUUUGUCGCAGCAAAUUCUUACACUGAUGUGGAGGCCAGAGCAAGGUAA